AUAAAUGACCGCUAUGAAUUUCCUUUACAACUUGAUCUUGAUAGAGAUGAUGGUAAAUAUUUGUCUCCCGAGGCAGACAGAAGUGUUCGUAAUCUUUAUACUCUUCAUAGUGUUCUGGUCCACAGUGGUGGGGUUCACGGUGGACACUACUAUGCUUAUAUUAGACCAACCCUCUCAGACCAAUGGUAUAAAUUUGAUGAUGAACGUGUUACAAAAGAAGACAUGAAAAGAGCACAAGAGGAGCAGUAUGGUGGUGAGGAAGAGUUGCCGCAAACAAAUCCCGGGUUUAACAAUUCUCCUUUCAAGUUUACCAAAUAUUCUAAUGCAUACAUGUUGGUGUAUAUACGCGAGUGUGAUAAGGACAAAAUAAUUUGUAAUGUUGAUGAGAAGGACAUUGCUGAACACCUAAGGAUAAGGUUGAAGAAAGAACAAGAAGAGAAGGAGCAUAAGAGAAAGGAAAAAGCAGAGGCACAUCUGUAUACUGUAAUAAAGGUUGCACGUUCCGAGGAUCUACAUCAACAGAUUGGGAAGCAUAUAUAUUUUGAUCUAGUAGAUCAUAAAAAAGUUCCUAGUUUCCGUAUUCAGAAACAGAUGCCUUUUAGCCUUUUCAAGGUACUUAUAUGUUUUUUCUGA
This is a messenger RNA of Carica papaya (papaya), 633 nucleotides long. The record is from RefSeq and is a predicted model, not a curated record. NCBI's taxonomy places the organism in Eukaryota, Viridiplantae, Streptophyta, Magnoliopsida, Brassicales, Caricaceae.